Messenger RNA from Halichondria panicea, 1333 nucleotides. Its product is annotated as N-acetyltransferase ESCO2-like. Gene Ontology annotation, biological process: mitotic sister chromatid cohesion. The transcript has 8 exons. NCBI's taxonomy places the organism in Eukaryota, Metazoa, Porifera, Demospongiae, Suberitida, Halichondriidae. The coding region runs from base 134 to 1258 and encodes 374 amino acids. The record is from RefSeq and is a predicted model, not a curated record. Gene Ontology annotation, cellular component: nucleus; chromatin. Gene Ontology annotation, molecular function: protein-lysine-acetyltransferase activity.
AAGAAAAUAAAAAAGUAGACGCCAAUUCGGCGGGUAAAUCAAGAUAGGACAUGAAAUAAAACUGAAGAGUAUAAUCCCAGACUUACUACAGUGCACAGUGCUAGUGUACAAAGCUAUUGAGUUCUAGAAGACCAUGGCAACCAGGAAUAUAUCUUUGUCUAAAGAGCAGAUUCUGACAUCUCCAAGGCAACUGGGGUUGUGCCUAUUGAAGCUGAAGACGUCACCUGUACCUGUACCCGUACCCACCCCUAGCUCCUCACCACAUGCAGCUGAUCUUAUCGACCUGCUCAAUGAAAACCCGUUAAGCUCUCCAGACCUGUCACAAUCCUUUUCUGUGAAAAGCAGGCAAACGGACAUUCUCUCAUUUCUGAGUGGAUCACAAUCCGAAACCGAACAAUCACCCAACGAAUGGACACCAUUGGCACAAGGGACGGAGACAGACUCUGUAGUCAGGUCCUCGAAAUCAUCACGAGCUCUCUUCCCAUCAAUACCCACCGGCACCAAGCCGGGACAAAAAAAUCAAAGAAAACGAAAGCUAUCUAACACCUCUGAAGGCAAACCCAGAGCUGUCAAGAGGAAGAAGAAAGAAGACAUGGAUCAAAUGCAGCUGGACUGCGGCCAAAAGCUAUUGGGUCAUGUGACAUGUAAGCUGUGUGGUAUGGUAUACACACACACCCAGCUGGACGAUCAAGUGGAGCACUCGCGAUUCCACAGUCGCUUUGUAGCCGGAGUCAACUUUCCUGGCUGGAAAAACGAGAGAGUGGUUGCUAUUCUGGAGUUUGGUCGAAUCAUAAUGGUCCUACCAUCAGAGUCAAAACAGCACUCCAAGAAGAUGGAAGACAUUCAGGCAUUGGUUGACCAUGACUUGGGCUACUCUGUGAGUCCUGGGCAGGCUAAGAGAGUGUUCACUGUGUUUCUGUGUGUGGCCAAACGAAAGAUCAUGGGCUGUGUCUUCACUGAGAGAAUUAAACAGGGUUAUGAGGUUUUGUGUGACGAGUCCUCAUCCUUUGACAACCUUACUGCCUGGUACAGCAGCAAUGAGCCCCAGCCAGCCGUGUUGGGGAUCAACCGUCUAUGGGUAGCAGCAAACUGUCGUAGAAUGGGUGUGGCUUCAAAGCUAUUGAACUCUGCCAGGUCUUGUCUCAUACCUGGGUCAGUCAUCCCCAAAGACAAGAUGGCCUUCACAGACCCCACUCCAGAUGGAAAACUUUUUGCCUCCCACUACUGUGGAAGAACUAACUUUUUAGUAUAUAGAUAAUCUUACUUCUCACUUAUGGUAAACAUUAUUUAUGAGACAGGUGCUCUUAUUAUGUGAAACAUUUAUGUGAUGUCA